AUGCGUGCCAUUCCAUGUUCCACACCUGUUCAACAUUAUGCGUAUCAUUCCACGUUCCACACAUACUUCCACCUGUUCCAACUACGCAUACCUUAUCACAAUGGGAAGUUUCGCUUCAGCGAGUUUAUUUUGAUAGCAGUGAACAACUUUCCCCUCUUGCAAUACAUCACAUGUAUCACUCCGAGGGAUGCGUGGAAUCUCCUGCGAAAUCCAACACAGGGACUCGAGAAUGAUUCAGAAUCCACUGUAGCGCAAUCACUUGGUCUGGUGACGAUAUACCAAGUGACUACCUACUCUGGAAGCUGCGUUCGAACUGCGGCUUGCGGUGCUGCGGGACCUGGGAAAAUUCAACUGCGACCUCUGAACCACGAGUACAAAGUCAUUUGGCAAUCAUAUCUGACAACUGCUAACACCAUAUUUGGCACCCAUCAAAAUCUGAUAGACAGCACGGCAAGAACGGAAACACUAUCGCCGCUCAUACACCCUACCGAAGAGGAGGCGAAUUCGCAAACUUUUCGACUGGAUCGUUCACUUGAUGGUUCUCCUUACUCAAUUCUGACACCUGAGCCAAUCGUUCCGAGACCGCCGUUCGUCGUAGACGUAAUGAAGGGAGAACACCUGAAGGUCUGGUCGUGGCUUUGUUUCAACGUUUUCAGUUAUGCAAUCUUCCUAUCAGAUGGGGUCGCACCGUGGGCCGGGAUCAAUGGGCGCGCCGGUAAGGGUAUGACAACAUCUUAUCAUGUCGAGAUUCGAGAAGAUAUUAUCUAUAAUCAGUUGCCGCUCGAAGAACACUAUAUAUACCAGACGCUCGAACAAGGCACAAUGUCCCUAAUCAGUGAACGUCUGGACGGGUAUUGGAGAGAUUUGGAAACGGGCUGUCUGGACCAACCAUUACGUUUCUUCCGUUCGAUUCAGAGCGUACUCCAUGGACACGCGCAGAAGGCGUGUCGUCAUAAUUCCUUCCUUCCAAAGAAGUGA
Messenger RNA from Suillus fuscotomentosus, 978 nucleotides. RefSeq lists its product as uncharacterized. The record is from RefSeq and is a predicted model, not a curated record. The transcript has 8 exons. NCBI's taxonomy places the organism in Eukaryota, Fungi, Basidiomycota, Agaricomycetes, Boletales, Suillaceae. The coding region runs from base 1 to 978 and encodes 325 amino acids.